CAGUGGAAAUGCGUGCGCUUCUGGCAACAGGGAGGGUGUUCAAGUACAGCCGGCUGUGCCAGAUUUUGGCUGCUGCUGACCCAAUCAGCAGGAUGAUAGAGGAACUGGAGAGUCACUUUCUGGUGCUGACCGAUGUGCCCCUACCUACUUCCAUUGAGAGAUCAGGGCCUUCCUCCUCCAGAGCCACACAGAUAACAGGGUUGGACGGCAAACCGUCAGAGAGCUCCUCUGUCAGCAGCCGAAAAACCAGCAGUGAGAGCAGUGGCGAGACCUUUCAAUGAUUCCUCACAUACCAGACCAUCAACACCAACCUGAGGCAUGAUGACAAGGACCUGCAUACAGACUGUAGGGAGUUCAUAGACUACCUCGGACUGCUGCAGAAGAGAUGCAGUAAGAACGUCGGCAAUGAGAUUACCCAAAAAAGGCGCGAGAGGUUGACAGCAGAUGGAGAACUGACAAUGCAUGACUGCACAGCUGUGCUCAGGGCCGCCAAAGGAGACUUCCUGGCCAUCACCCAGAAGAUGCUCUCAGAGAAAGAGUUGACCACCAAGGAGUGCUUGGAUUAUAUGUACUAUCUCCAGGCACUGGUCAUACUGAAGCACCUCCAACGACCGGGUGUGGUGAAACACAUGACUGUUCCAGAGUGGCUGAACAAGAAGACCACUGCAUUGGGGUACACAGUAGUGGGUGUCAAGGAGCACAAGACGAGUGCUCAACAAGUGGCCACAUUUACCCUUUCCCAGGAGGAGGAUACUUGGUUUGAGCUGUACUACACGUGUGUGCGGCCACAACUCCAGUCACAACUGCAGUCCUGGGAAGAUAUGGAUGGGACUGAAGAGAGAUUCUUCAUCUCAUCCGCGAGUGGAAGAAUACACAAUCCCUCCAAUGACCUCCAACGGCUGCACAUAAGGUAUGGCGUCAGACCAUGGGUAACCAGCCAGAGAGCACGUCGGGUCUUCGAGACAGCCACCAAGAGUCUGACUGUCACAGAGCAGGCAGAGAACGUCGUGAGGGCUAGGCAGCUCCUGGAUUUGCUAGCUGGUCUGUCGAGCACUGAUCCCUCAGAAGGGGAAUCCAGCCGCGCUGCCCGUAGCAUUGCUCGCAGUGCUGCCCAGCAGAAAGCAGAGAUGACAGAUGUGCAAAUGGUUUUGGAGGCAGCGUACAACCGGCUUGUAGAACAGCACCCGGUGACUCUGGACGGUGGAGCACCAGAUAAGGCUCUGCGCGCCGACAUCUCGCCUAGCUUUCAGCGGAAGCUGUACGAGCGAUGGGUGAAGGCCCAGAUGAAACUGCGCAAGCAACAUAUUCACUCGCGCUUUGGCCUUCGCCUACCCAGUGAGGAGAAGGUCAGCAAGUGGAUCUCUGAUCAGGGAUGGAGGAGCAACAUACCCAGUACAGCCCAGUUCAUGAAAGAAUGGAAGCCCCAUGGAUCCGUGGACACAGCAUUGGACGCUAAACAGAUCCGGAGACUCACAAGGACCCAGAGGUUUGCUGAACACAACAUUGUCCACUGCUUGCGGUGCAAGAAGCCGCAGAAACAUCUCGCUGGCCACCUGGCUAGAGUGUGUAUGAAAGACAGCACAGCAGAAGAAAGGCAAGCUGAGAUCCAGAAGGCCAAGGUAUCUUCCAGACGGUGGGUCUGGAGGAACAGGACCUGGGAUUACCGCCAGCUUUGUUCUAUCCUGCCCCACAGUCCGUGUGCUUCUUUACUGGCGGAAGAAUUUCAGAGGUGUGGGUUCUUUAUCACCAACAUGCCGCAAGAGUCAGACACGGCCAUUGACUCAGGUGAUGCCACCUCCUCACAACAGGGUUCGACUUCUGAUCAGAGAUAUGAUGACACUGUUCGCACACCGACACAGUACCAGGCCAUUUUGGCGGUAGCCAGGAACGACUUCCUGAAAAUCUUUCGGAAGCUCGUCUCAAGCGCACAGGUCCUCUCAACAGAGGAGACCAGCUAUCGCCGCUACUGCACGGCACUUUUGGUGUUACGUCACUUUCAGUGCCCGGCAGCUGUGCAAGGCCUGACCGUGUCAGAGUGGGUCAACAGGAAGGAAGUUGACGACAGGGUGGUGAUCGGCUUCGGCCGAAAUGAAACGAUGCAGCCAGCUGCCUGUUUUGCCUUGACAAAGGAGGAGGAAGCUUGGUUGCAGGCAUAUUACUCACACAUCCGGCCAAGAGUGAUCAGGAGUGACCUGAACUGUGACAGGUUCUUCCUUUCGUCAGCUGGCACUGCUUUGCUCACAGUUUCGAAUGACCUCGGUGUGCUCCACAAAGCUUAUGAAAAAAGCUGGAGUAUGGGAACACUCGAAAACUUUUUAAGAGCCACCAGUCGUCAGGCGAGAGGUGCUUUAGAGAUAGCGGCGGCUAACCUGACGGACACGGAGAAGGAGGCCGUGUCCUCUUACCUGGCCUACAACACUGCUGUGGCAAAACUGCGCAGAGUACCUACGCCACAGACUGUAGUGGCCACGGCUACACUGCUGGACUCCUUGGCAGGGUAGGGUUCUUCCUCUUAAACAGACACGAAACAUCACAAUUGCAUGUAUUUGUUGUUCACCUAAUUUCUAAUAUGUUAACACAUACCUUCUUUCCUCUUACAGCACUGACACCGACCGGUUUUCCGGUCCAUCGGGCACGAAGUCUUUGGACUUUGCAGACUUUUUAAUGAAGUUUCCGGCAUCGGCAGACAGCAAAGCACCCACCAAACUGGACAGGUUAAAGGCAGGGUUUCCGGGCGAUCGUGUCUUCUACGACAAGUGGCGUGCCGCCCAAAAGGCCAAAAGAAUGGAACGGCUGCUGAAGGCCUUUACCCGAAAACCCCAAGAAAGCACGGUGAAAUACGGGAUUCUGAAGGAAGGGUGGAAGAACAACUGUCCAAAGCCAGCGGACGUUUUGGCGGCUUGGAAACCAGCCACCAAACUUGUCAUUGAGACUGAUGAGGACCUCCGCCGGAACGUGUCUCAGCAGACGUGGAAAGGCCUGGCGAUCAAAGAUUUUGGUGGAGAGAAAGGGCUAGGAGUUGUUGCAACCCAACCCUUUUCCAAGGGUGACAUCGUGUGUGAUUACCAUGGGAAGGUAAUCACUUAUGCCCAGGGAAGAGUCAUGAUGCAGCUUCUACAGGAUGAAGCAGGGUACCUGUUUUUCUUCAGGACCGGCCAGAGGCAUCUCUGCAUCGACGCCCAGACUUUUCCAUGUGAAUGCCACCCCUGUGCAGACACUGUGGGCAGAAGACUCAAGCAUUCAUCCGAGCAAGCCAACCUGUGUCCAGAACCUUUCGUUUUGAAGGUGAAUGGACAGGACGUGGAUGUCAUCCUCUUCAGGGCCCUGCGGAACAUCAGUGUGGACACUGAACUGAAGUUUGACUACGGGGUGAAAAGGAAGUCCUUCCGAGGAGAGGGCCAGGAUCUGCAAUGGCUUGAUGAGUGAUGUUGCUCAUCUGCUGAUGUGCUAUGCUAGUCAAACGGGGUUCAGAUCCCUAUGUUGUAAAUUAUGUCAAUAUUUGAAAAGCCUAAUUCUGUGUAGACAGAAUUAGAUUCUUAAUUAGAUUCUUAUUACUUAGAAUUUAAUUUUUUCCAUCCACUUUUUGCAAAAUAAAAAUGUGACUAGAGUAUGUG
Ictalurus punctatus (channel catfish) is the source of this 3614-nucleotide messenger RNA. RefSeq lists its product as uncharacterized. The transcript has 16 exons. Bases 459 to 2501 code for a protein of 680 amino acids. The record is from RefSeq and is a predicted model, not a curated record. NCBI's taxonomy places the organism in Eukaryota, Metazoa, Chordata, Actinopteri, Siluriformes, Ictaluridae.